GUGAGUGGCAUACAUAUAAAAAAUUAAAAUGAAGAUAAGUUUUGGUUUAGGUGCCAUUAUUGUUAUGUUGUGGUGGGUUUCAAUUGCAUAUGCUGCAGAUCCCAGCCCUCUUCAAGAUUUCUGCGUUGCUCUUCCUGAUAACAUCUCUGAUGUUUUUGUGAAUGGGAAGUUUUGCAAGAACCCGAACAAGGUGGUUGCAAAGGAUUUUCUAUUCGAGGGUCUAAACAUCCCUGGAAACACAUCCAAUCAGUUCGGAUCCAUCGUGACUCCUGUGAGCGUGAACCAGCUGCCAGGGCUCAACACUUUGGGCGUGUCAUCUCUUCCCCAGGAGAUGCUAAAGAAAUACCUAACCUAUGCUAGCUGUUUAAAUUCCAGCGUUGCAUAA
This is a messenger RNA of Salvia miltiorrhiza (redroot sage), 385 nucleotides long. Its product is annotated as germin-like protein subfamily 1 member 20. The transcript has 2 exons. Gene Ontology annotation, cellular component: cell wall. The coding region runs from base 29 to 385 and encodes 118 amino acids. Lineage: Eukaryota; Viridiplantae; Streptophyta; Magnoliopsida; Lamiales; Lamiaceae. The record is from RefSeq and is a predicted model, not a curated record.